This is a messenger RNA of Entrophospora sp. SA101, 1041 nucleotides long. The record is from the annotation of a GenBank genome assembly. NCBI's taxonomy places the organism in Eukaryota, Fungi, Glomeromycota, Glomeromycetes, Entrophosporales, Entrophosporaceae.
AUGGCUUCGCGAGAAAACCAACCUCUUAAUAAUUUUUCCGAAGGCAUAUCUAUAAAUAAUUCUUAUUUCAACAAUAAAAUCUUACUUGAAAAAGAGGAAAUAAUUAAAUUUAUUGAUGACGCUCAAUUAAACAAUCCUCUUUAUUUAGAGAGUUUAAAAUCCCUAAGAAUGUUGGAGAAUGGGGGAUUUGGUCAUGAGGAUAUGAGCAAUCUGUACGUGACAUUUCAGAAUGAUAAAUGCUACAGGACAACGCGAUAUAAGGGCUGGCAAAAUCUUUUUUGUCUCAUGCUUUAUGCUAUAGAAAAGAAUUUAAAUAAAAGCCAAGAGAAUUUAUCUAUUAUAGAUUUUCUAUCAGGAAGUGGGACUUUGUCCAAGCGUUUAAAGAUCUUGUGGAAGCAGGAACAAAAUUUACCAACGGUCUUGGGAAUGGAUAUUUCUGAAAAGAUGUGUCAAUUGGCUCAUGAAAACGGAGAGACUGUUUGUUGGGGUCGUUGCAGAAAUCAUUGUUUCAAAAAGCAUAUUGCUGAUACUGUGCUUGCAUCCUACGAGACUGUUUUUUGGGGUAGUUGCAGAAAUCAUUGUUUCAAAAAGCAUAUUGCUGAUACUGUGAUUGCAUCCUACGGUGUACAUCAUAUUCCUCCCAAAGAAAGAAAGAUAUUUAUUACAAGCGCUUACAACAUCUUAAAAGAAGAUGGAGUUUGUCUAAUUCAUGAUUUUUUAGAGGGACAUCCCUCAGCACGUUGGUAUUCUGAGAUUAUACAUAAAUAUAGAACCUAUGGUCAUGAUUGCAAGCAUUUUACAGAAGAAGAUAUGUUCUCUCUUUUCUCAGAAGAUUUUUCGACAUCGGAAGUACGUAAAUUGCUUCCAAAGUCCGUAACAUUUGAACAAAUUUUUCAUUACAAAGAUGUAUCAUAUUGGAAAGAUGUCGAGGAGAUUUUCACACCCUAUUUUAAGAUUUCCCAAUCUGAUAUCAACAGAAUCGAUCAUUUUGUAAAAGAAACCAAAAAUUAUGAAGAUAUUCUUCAUCCUAUCGAAAGUUAG